This is a messenger RNA of Juglans regia (Persian walnut), 571 nucleotides long. Its product is annotated as 40S ribosomal protein S30. Gene Ontology annotation, cellular component: cytosolic small ribosomal subunit; ribosome. The transcript has 3 exons. Lineage: Eukaryota; Viridiplantae; Streptophyta; Magnoliopsida; Fagales; Juglandaceae. Gene Ontology annotation, biological process: translation. The coding region runs from base 155 to 343 and encodes 62 amino acids. Gene Ontology annotation, molecular function: structural constituent of ribosome. The record is from RefSeq and is a predicted model, not a curated record.
CUAAUAUCAGCCGUUGAUCUCGACGGACAGCCGUCUUAUAUACCCAAAAAACCCUAGCCCAAAAGUUGCUACCAAAACACUAAGGUCUAAUCUCUCUCGCUCGACAAGUGUUCGCCGGCGGUUCCAUCACAGCAAGAAGCUCUAAAACUAAUUCAUGGGUAAGGUUCACGGAUCGCUGGCACGUGCCGGAAAGGUGCGGGGUCAGACUCCAAAGGUGGCCAAGCAGGACAAGAAGAAGAAGCCGCGAGGCCGCGCCCACAAGCGUAUGCAGUACAAUCGCCGCUUCGUCACCGCCGUAGUUGGAUUUGGGAAGAAGCGUGGACCCAAUUCUUCAGAGAAGUGAGCAGCUUGCUCUUUGAGGAGUUUGGUUAUGGAGAGGCAGUGGUUGAUCACGAAGCACUAGUUUCGUAGUUUUAUAUUUUAUUUAUAGCUUAACUACAAUUCAGUUUAUUUGUUUAUACUUAAAACCUGAAUUUGUUUUGUUCAAGACACUUCUCAGGGGGUUAAAAUUUGCAAAUGCAUGGGCUGUGCCCAUUUUGAGAUUUCUAUGAGCAUAGAUUAUGUUGGCUUC